GGAGUCGAAGCAGCCAAUCAAAUCUUUUCUCGGCAUUUCUUCACAUUCGACACGUGCUCACUCUCGCUCUCAAAAUGCUUCGAACGAAACGGUUGUUGCUGUUUUCAGUGAUCGUAUUGACAUUGAGCGCACGAAGUGGAGAAAACAAGCUUUCACAAAAGCGGCAUUUUGAUUCUCGCUUGAAAUAGUGGUGCAACAAAUUACUUCACAUCACAACGUGUUAAGGUAUUUUUACGCUCACUUGCACAUCUCCGAUUACAAUCGACUCGAAUGAAACUGGCUCUAGGGUACGACGAAUUUUUGAAUGCGUAAACUUUAUCGACAGCACUCAGUUUAAACGAAAACUUUGUAAGGGACGGGCACGUCUGGCGGCUGGUGAAUCAGCAUGUAUCCGAGUGCAAUAGCAUACGUAUUGAAUUGUGUUUGGCACAAUAGUUGUCAACUGAAGCCAUUGGCGCUACUAAUUGUUUAGCCAAGUGACAACUCAUAUUUGAAUUUCACUGCCACUGAUAUUGUCGUUGAAUUGCUUUAUCUCGCGCGAUGUUUACCUUCAAGUCUUUAUUAAACUGAAGCUACGGCUAGAACCACUGUCAACACCUAAUGGAAUUAACGCCUUCGCGCGAUUAUUGAAACUUGCAGUUUGCUUGGUUAUGUAUGUAUGCAUAUAAUUCCCAUACAUACAUACAUACACACAUAGAUUACUUUACUAUAACGUUGUGAGUAUAUGCACAACUAUUUACUGUGUACAAAAGACAUACGCUGCACGAUCGGAUGGAACAGAUACAAUCAUCAUUAACACUUUUUGGAAAAUGAGUAAUAAAAGAGUUUGAGAGUUUGCGACUCGCGAGUUCGCGAUUUACAGAUGUGACAAUAUCGACACUUUAGCACCCGAAUUGUUAACGAGAACGCUAUACGAUUAUCGCGCUAAAAAGACCGAUAGACAAUCAGAGUGCCGACGUGACUUCAAAUUUGUUGACGAACUCCGCAUUUAUGAAAGCUGCAUAAAGACUUACGCACAUUCUGCAUGAUUGUGCUUAAAUUUGUUUUUAUAUUCGUGAAGGUAUGUGCAUAAAUGAGCAUUCAUACAUACGUUGUGGUGCCAACAGUGAUUAAAAUGUGAAAACCAAUUGCAAAUUAAGAAAUUAUAAUAAGAAAUUGGAGUCAAAUACCGCUAAAAGUUUAUUUGAGUAAAUAUUGAACGAGUAAAAAAGUUCUGGGCAAACAUCACCUGCUACUACAAAAACAAACAAUAUGAUGACGAUGAAUGAAAUAGUGGACUUGCGAAUUCAGCAACAAAUUGCACAUGAGAUCUAUCGACAACAAAUUAUGCAACGUAUUCCAGAUCCGUUCCCGCACAUGCUGCCCAUUCCGCUUCCGCGACACGUGAUAAUGCCACCGAGAAUCUCUUUGCCAGGAGUAGAGGUAACACUGCAAAACGAUCAGCUUUGGAAGCAGUUUCAUCAAAUUGGCACGGAAAUGAUUAUAACAAAGAGUGGCAGACGUAUGUUUCCCUCGAUGCGGCUUUCGCUCUCCGGCCUAGAGGAUGAGGCUAAUUACUGUGUUCUGCUGGAAAUGGUGCCGAUCGGCGAUUGUCGCUACAAGUUCUCAGGGUCACAAUGGAUGCCAGCCGGUGGUGCGGAACCUCAGAGCCCUCAACGGAUGUACUUGCACCCAGACAGCCCAGCAUCCGGAGCUCAUUGGCAGGCCCAGCCUAUCCUCUUUAACAAAGUGAAGCUCACCAAUAACACCCUGGAUAGCAAUGGCCAUAUUGUUUUGGCCAGUAUGCAUAAGUACCAACCACGUAUACACGUGAUCCGAACUGCAGAUUUAACUCAAAUACCCUGGGCGCCGCAGCAGGCAUUUUUAUUUCCCGAAACCGAGUUUGUGGCUGUAACCGCCUACCAGAAUGAUCGCAUCACUAAAUUGAAGAUAGACAACAAUCCGUUUGCGAAAGGCUUCCGCGAAACGGGCCAAUCGCGAAGCAAGCGUAAAAUGUCUUCAUCGCCUUCCGACGAGGACUCCGAACAACAGCAACAAUCCCAUCAACAAACAGGGCGCCACCACGGAGUAAGACAAUUGCAAUCGCAGCCUCAAGCACAUUCCCACAGUCAGCGUGGCGCUGUCUCGCCAACAAUGUUAACGUUUGCAGUGACCAGCGAGUCGGGAUCAUCAAUUUGUUCCGAUAAGGCAGCACAACCGAACAGCGAUGACAUCGCCUUUGUGGACGUUGACAUUGUAGCGGAUGCCGAUACCGAUGACGAUGGACCACAAAUUAAGCGCUUGAGAUCAAAUGAGUCUGCCGGCUCGAUAGCAUCGACACCGCUCGAAGAGAUGAUCGUUAAUGCGCAUGUGGGUAGCGAAUGUGGGUCUAAUUUAUUUGUGGCUGAAGAAACGAGUUUGCAACCGACAUUACUUGAAUGGUCACAGCUGUCGGAGCAAACUGCCAGUAUUGCCUUCGCCAACGGUGGCCACUCGUCGUUCAUGCAACAUUUGCAACAAAACAUGCAAUCAAUGCUUCGGCCAUCGCUGGUCGACUUGGCUUGCACCUACUUCGGCCGAUCACAGCCCGUUUACACACAACAUGCGCACCUACCACAUGUGGCUGCUGAAGAUCAAAACUUGUCCAUAGCGAUGCCACCAGCUUCCGAACAUUUUCCGUAUCCCUCGUUCGUGGAUGCAUCGAUGACAACACGUGCUAACGAAAUCCCUUCCCAUUCGCUUGCCACUGACACAGAGGACUUGCCACAGCGCGCCAUUGAAGAUAAUGAGAGAAAAACAGUACCUACUCUUCAGUCAAAUGUUACACAGGUGGUGCAACUGGAAAGCACAACGAGCCAUUCGCCACCAAAGCGGAAAGGAUUUAGCAUUUCGGCCAUUUUAGGAGGUGGCAGCUAGUACAACCAGCCUCCCUAUUCUUAAGAUUUAUAGGACAUAUGUAUAUAUUUAUGUGUAAAUAUCAGUAAGCAAUUUCCUUUUUAAAGAUAAUAGUUUUGUGAAAUUUGUCUUAAUAUAUGUUAAUGUAUGUGUAUUUGUAUUGUGUAGAUAUCUAUGUGCUUAACUGUAAAUAAGAGAAUCAUUAUCUACGAUCCCAGUCAUUUGAUAAUGUAUUGAGUAAUUUUAUUCAAUUCAGAGUAUUUUGGAACUGAAAGCGUUUUCUUUAAAAAAAGUUCACUCCAUUUUCGUAAUAAUGCCAUACGCCCCUAGCAAAUGUUACAUAUUUCAUAUAAAAAAAAAAAACAAGAAAUAUUCAACCCUUUCACAGAUUAUAUAUUCUAUUACAUACAUUUUUCACAACUAUUUUGACGAACUGGUGUACACAGAUAAAUUAAACUCAGCUGGACAACGCUCACCUUUUGAGAAAAGAGCACCAAAAUUGGGCAGCCCUGGAAGAAGGGCAGAAUAAAUGCAGCAUUACUACUACAAAAGAAAAUGCUUAUACCGGAGCAUUUUAGACUGACUGAUAAAAAACGCUCUAACGCUAAAAUCAAGUGCAAAUCCCAUAAAUGCAAUUCACAAUUAAGUGUAACUGAUCUGGCAUCAUGAGAAUGGCAAGUUACGUUGGCAAAUCCAAUAUAUAAAUCUUGCAUGCAAUGCCAUUCUAUACAGGGCCGUGGAGAGAGUAUUCGGGCCCCGGGGGAAACUUGAGAUGCGGGCCCCUUCAAAUUUUUUUUAUUUAUCAAAAUGCGUAUUAUGUUAUAGUGAUAUAACAUUUAAACAUUGAAACACUCAUUGAUAAAAUUUUCGAUAGAAUUAAUUAUGAAAUAUUGAUUAAAAUGAAUUUUAGAAAACUCUUCAGCAGAUCUGAAAUAAAUAACGCAACUGAAAAAGUUAAAAAUUUUUAUUCCUUUUGUGAGCCUUACAAAUAUUUGAAAGUGACGGCCACGAUGCUUAGAAUUUUGCUUUUCUUGCUUUAUUUGAGGCUAAAGCUCUUAUAAUAUCAUCGAAGUCGAGUUUCCUUGCUAACUCAGAUUCCAAAUACAAAGUUGCCAAUCCUGUUACUCGACUCUGAGUUGAACAAGAACGAUGGUAGUCUUUGAUCCUUGAUAAAGCGCUGAACGAUCUUUCGGCGCCGGCAACCGAUACUGGCAGGGUGCAGAAUAUUAAAAAAUGGAAUUAAAAAAAAAAAGAAAAAAAGAAUUAAAAAAUUAUUUAUAUAAUAAUAUACCCAGUGAAAAAUCAAAAAUUUCUAGUCUAUAAAAAGUAUUAUUGCUAUCUCUACAUUUAAUUCUUUAUCAACGUAAGGACAAAUUGCUUUAAAGAAUAACUCCGUUUCAAAAUUGGUCUUCAUUUAAAAUACAACUAUCUAAAUUUAAUCUAAUCAUCACUAUAAUUAUUAAUUACCUUAUAAAUCAGUAGCAUAAAAUGUUCCAUUUUAAUAAGAGCUCAAUAACAUACACUUUUGUAUCACCAUAUUAUAUUUAUUCUUCGUAAUCGUGAUCAUAACGUUCGAUAUGGUGACACCAAACAAAGUCUGUGACGGAACUCUGGUAGAAGUAUUAUUUACUAUAUUUUUUCAAGCAGGAAAUUUCUUGGAAUUACCCUCGAGUCCGGGCCCCUCUGAAAACUCCGGGCCCGGGGAAAAAAAGUAAAAGUAAAAAAGAAACUUAUCAGUAGGUCACACUGGGUUUAAAAAUUUUGCAAACUCGUUUUUAUAAAUUUGGUUCAUAUUCAAUAACUGCCCUAAAGAAAUAUGCUGACCAACACCCGAUUGAAUAAGAGGCUCGAUAUUCGGGAUAUUUCCAAAAAAUUUCGUUCCGAUUUAAUUUAAGUUACUCAAAGUAUUGAAAAUUUCGGAAAAAACAUAUUCAACUUCUAUCCGCAUAUUAGGCUCCCAAAGUGACUACGUCGCCAUAUAAUCAAUGACAAUGAAUAUUUUACUUAUGACGAGCUCUCUCAAUCAGUAGAUCUUUAAUCAGCAGGUCCUGGAGAAAUGCAGUGGAUGAGAUAUUUUGCGACCUAUAUUUAAGGCGUUACAUUUAGAUGAAGCAAAAAACGAUGACAGGUAAUCAGCAGGUCCUGAAAAAAUUUAGUCCAUGAGAUAUUUUACAGCAUGGCUUUUACCCUGUACCCAACACAUUUAUUUGAUAGCAACUCUGCGUUUGGUGCGCAUUUAAUUCUGUGGGCAAUUAAAAGCAGUCGAUUUCAUGCCGAAAUUGAUUUAUUUCACAUUAUUCAUGAUAUAUACUCGUAGAUUAUAUUUAGGUAA
Molecule: messenger RNA, 5206 nt
Organism: Anastrepha ludens (Mexican fruit fly)
Lineage: Eukaryota; Metazoa; Arthropoda; Insecta; Diptera; Tephritidae
Product: T-box transcription factor TBX6L-like
Exons: 5
Coding region: 1252-2895 (547 amino acids)
Biological process (GO): heart development; cell fate specification; regulation of transcription by RNA polymerase II
Cellular component (GO): nucleus
Molecular function (GO): RNA polymerase II cis-regulatory region sequence-specific DNA binding; DNA-binding transcription factor activity, RNA polymerase II-specific
Source: RefSeq, a predicted model, not a curated record